Messenger RNA from Nomascus leucogenys (northern white-cheeked gibbon), 4224 nucleotides. It is a transcript of the gene TARDBP, whose product is annotated as TAR DNA binding protein. Gene Ontology annotation, molecular function: RNA binding. NCBI's taxonomy places the organism in Eukaryota, Metazoa, Chordata, Mammalia, Primates, Hylobatidae. Gene Ontology annotation, cellular component: nucleoplasm. Gene Ontology annotation, biological process: regulation of gene expression. The record is from RefSeq and is a predicted model, not a curated record.
CGGUGGGCGGGGGGAGGAGGCGGCCCUAGCGCCAUUUUGUGGGAGCGAAGCGGUGGCUGGGCUGUGCUUGUGUUCGUCGUUGCCUCGGUGUUCCUGUCGGGCUUCCCAGCAGCGGCCUAGCGGGAAAAGUAAAAGAUGUCUGAAUAUAUUCGGGUAACCGAAGAUGAGAACGAUGAGCCCAUUGAAAUACCAUCGGAAGACGAUGGGACGGUGCUUCUGUCCACGGUUACAGCCCAGUUUCCAGGGGCAUGUGGGCUUCGCUACAGGAAUCCAGUGUCUCAGUGUAUGAGAGGUGUCCGGCUGGUAGAAGGAAUCCUGCAUGCCCCAGAUGCUGGCUGGGGAAAUCUGGUGUAUGUUGUCAACUAUCCGAAAGAUAACAAAAGAAAAAUGGAUGAGACAGAUGCUUCAUCAGCAGUGAAAGUGAAAAGAGCAGUCCAGAAAACAUCCGAUUUAAUAGUGUUGGGUCUCCCAUGGAAAACAACUGAACAGGACCUGAAAGAGUAUUUUAGUACCUUUGGAGAAGUUCUUAUGGUUCAGGUCAAGAAAGAUCUUAAGACUGGUCAUUCGAAGGGAUUUGGCUUUGUUCGUUUUACGGAAUAUGAAACACAGGUGAAAGUAAUGUCACAGCGACAUAUGAUAGAUGGACGAUGGUGUGACUGUAAACUUCCUAAUUCUAAGCAAAGCCAAGAUGAGCCUUUGAGAAGCAGAAAAGUGUUUGUGGGGCGCUGUACAGAGGACAUGACUGAGGAUGAGCUGCGGGAGUUCUUCUCUCAGUACGGGGAUGUGAUGGAUGUCUUCAUCCCCAAGCCAUUCAGGGCCUUUGCCUUUGUUACAUUUGCAGAUGAUCAGAUUGCGCAGUCUCUUUGUGGAGAGGACUUGAUCAUUAAAGGAAUCAGCGUUCAUAUAUCCAAUGCCGAACCUAAGCACAAUAGCAAUAGACAGUUAGAAAGAAGUGGAAGAUUUGGUGGUAAUCCAGGUGGCUUUGGGAAUCAGGGUGGAUUUGGUAAUAGCAGAGGGGGUGGAGCUGGUUUGGGAAACAAUCAAGGUAGUAAUAUGGGUGGUGGGAUGAACUUUGGUGCGUUCAGCAUUAAUCCAGCCAUGAUGGCUGCCGCCCAGGCAGCACUACAGAGCAGUUGGGGUAUGAUGGGCAUGUUAGCCAGCCAGCAGAACCAGUCAGGCCCAUCGGGUAAUAACCAAAGCCAAGGCAACAUGCAGAGGGAGCCAAACCAGGCCUUCGGUUCUGGAAAUAACUCUUAUAGUGGUUCUAAUUCUGGUGCAGCAAUUGGUUGGGGAUCAGCAUCAAAUGCAGGGUCGGGCAGUGGUUUUAAUGGAGGCUUUGGCUCAAGCAUGGAUUCUAAGUCUUCUGGCUGGGGAAUGUAGACAGUAGGGUUGUGGUUGGUUGGUAUAGAAUGGUGGGAAUUCAAAUUUUUCUAAACUCAUGGUAAGUAUAUUGUAAAAUACAUAUGUACUAAGAAUUUUCAAAAUUGUUUUGUUCAGUGUGGAGUAUAUUCAGCAGUAUUUUUGACAUUUUUCUUUAGAAAAAGGAAGAGCUAAAGGAAUUUUAUAAGUUUUGUUACAUGAAAGGUUGAAAUAUUGAGUGGUUGAAAGUGAACUGCUGUUUGCCUGAUUGGUAAACCAACACACUACAAUUGAUAUCAAAAGGUUUCUCCUGUAAUAUUUUAUCCCUGGACUUGUCAAGUGAAUUCUUUGCAUGUUCAAAACGGAAACCAUUGAUUAGAACUACAUUCUUUACCCCUUGUUUUAAUUUGAACCCCACCAUAUGGAUUUUUUUCCUUAAGAAAUCUCCUUUUAGGAGAUCAUGGUGUCACAGUGUUUGGUUCUUUUGUUUUGUUUUUUAACACUUGUCUCCCCUCAUAUGCAAAAGUACAAUAUGAAGCCUUCAUUUAAUCUCUGCAGUUCAUCUCAUUUCAAAUGUUUAUGGAAGAAGCACUUCAUUGAAAGUAGUGCUGUAAAUAUUCUGCCAUAGGAAUACUUCUGUCUACAUGCUUUCUCAUUCAAGAAUUCGUCAUCACGCAUCACAGGCCGCGUCUUUGACGGUGGGUGUCCCAUUUUUAUCCGCUACUCUUUAUUUCAUGGAGUCGUAUCAACGCUAUGAACGCAAGGCUGUGAUAUGGAACCAGAAGGCUGUCUGAACUUUUGAAACCUUGUGUGGGAUUGAUGGUGGUGCCGAGGCAUGAAAGGCUAGUAUGAGCGAGAAAAGGAGAGAGCGCGUGCAGAGACUUGGUGGUGCAUAAUGGAUAUUUUUUAACUUGGCGAGAUGUGUCUCUCAAUCCUGUGGCUUUGGUGAGAGCGUGUGCAGAGAGCAAUGAUAGCAAAUAAUGUACGAAUGUUUUUUGCAUUCAAAGGACAUCCACAUCUGUUGGAAGACUUUUAAGUGAGUUUUUGUUCUUAGAUAACCCACAUUAGUUGAAUGUGUUAAGUGAAAUGAUACUUGUACUCCCCCUACCCCUUUGUCAACUGCUGUGAAUGCUGUAUGGUGUGUGUUCUCUUCUGUUACUGAUAUGUAAGUGUGGCAAUGUGAACUGAAGCUGAUGGGCUGAGAACAUGGACUGAGCUUGUGGUGUGCUUUGCAGGAGGACUUGAAGCAGAGUUCACCAGUGAGCUCAGGUGUCUCAAAGAAGGGUGGAAGUUCUAAUGUCUGUUAGCUACCCAUAAGAAUGCUGUUUGCUGCAGUUCUGUGUCCUGUGCUUGGAUGCUUUUUAUAAGAGUUGUCAUUGUUGGAAAUUCUUAAAUAAAACUGAUUUAAAUAAUAUGUGUCUUUGUUUUGCAGCCCUGAAUGCAAAGAAUUCAUAGCAGUUAAUUCCCCUUUUUUGACCCUUUUGAGAUGGAACUUUCAUAAAGUUUCUUGGCAGUAGUUUAUUUUGCUUCAAAUAAACUUAUUUGAAAAGUUGUCUCAAGUCAAAUGGAUUCAUCACCUGUCAUGCAUUGACACCUGAUACCCAGACUUAAUUGGUAUUUGUUCUUGCAUUGGCCAAAGUGAAAAAUUUUUUUUUUCUUUUGAAAUCUAGUUUUGAAUAAGUCUGGGUGACCGCACCUAAAAUGGUAAGCAGUACCCUCCGGCUUUUUCUUAGUGCCUCUGUGCAUUUGGGUGAUGUUCUAUUUACAUGGCCUGUAUAAAUCUCCAUUGGGAAGUCAUGCCUUCUAAAAAGAUUCUUAUCUGGGGGAGUGGGAAAAAUGUUGAUUAUUUUCUAAUGCUUUGUAGCAAAGCAUAUCAAUUGAAAAGGGAAUAUCAGCACCUUCCUAGUUUGGGAUUUGAAAAGUGGAAUUAAUUGCAGUAGGGAUAAAGUAGAAGAAACCACAAAUUAUCUUGUGCCUGAAAUCCAUUAAGAGGCCUGAUAGCUUUAAGAAUUAGGGUGGGUUGUCUGUCUGGAAGUGUUAAGUGGAAUGGGCUUUGUCCUCCAGGAGGUGGGGGAAUGUGGUAACAUUUUGAAUAAAGUUGAAUAAAAUCGCUUACAAAACUCAGACUCUCACAAUGCAUUGUUAAGUAUGUAAAAGCAAUAACAUUGAUUCUCUGUUGUACUUUUUUGUAACUAAUUCUGUGAGAGUUGAGCUCAUUUUCUAGUUGGAAGAAUGUGACAUUUGUGUUGGUAGUUUACCUAAUGCCCUUACCUAAUUAGAUUAUGAUAAAUAGGUUUGUCAUUUUGCAAGUUACAUGUUUUAAACAUUUAUAAAUGAAGUCAUCCUUUAGACUUGUAAUCGCCACAUUGUUUCAUUAUUCAGUUUCCUCUGUAAAGGGAUCUUGAGUUGUUUAAAUUUUUUUUUUUCUGCAUCUAAAUCUGCAUGAUUUCCAAACCCUGUACCAUCUGAAUUUUGCAUUUUAGCACUUGCACUAUUACUCAGCAGCAGUAACAUGGUAACACUUAAAAUGGUACUCGGGGACCUCCAAAGACUAAACUGACAAGCCUUCAAGGAGCCCAGGGGUAAGUUAACUUGUCAACGGCAUGGUUUAAUCCCUUCUUUACACUUGUGUAAAUUUCAGUUACUGGUCAUAGAAGGCUUUCACUGUUGAGUAGCCUUUUAUUAACAUGUUUAUGGUACUGCAUAGAUACGGGUAUUUAUUUUACCCUACAAAGAUUUUGAAGUUUAAAAGUACUUAAACUAUUUGGCAAAGAUUUGUUUUUAAAAAUCUAUUUGGUCAUCUAAAUGCAUUCAUUCUAAAAAAUUUUUUGAACCAGUUAAAUAAAAUUUUUUUUUGACACCACA